Chilo suppressalis (striped riceborer) is the source of this 11005-nucleotide messenger RNA. The record is from the annotation of a GenBank genome assembly. NCBI's taxonomy places the organism in Eukaryota, Metazoa, Arthropoda, Insecta, Lepidoptera, Crambidae.
AUGAAAACUAUAUUUAUGUCAUCUGAGAGCAUAAACAAAAGGAAGAAAUAUCAAAAACCAAAUAUUUUACGGAAAAAGCCAUCUGGCACUGUAUCAAGUAAAACUCAAGAUGUAGGAAAUAUUAACAGAGAGCCAUGUGAUGCUUCAGAAACUAGAAAUGGCCAACUAGUGUCUGAACCCAAUCUUACUUUAGAUUUUAGUAACAUUUUAAAACCAGUUUCACAUCACCUGGAGAAUGAUUUAAAUCAUGAUCAUAAAAUUGGUAACAAAUUCAGCAAUGAAAAUUUAACCACAAGUAAUGUAAUUACAGAAUCAGGUGAAAAUGUUAUUACGAAUAAUGAUGAUCCGAAUCAUACUAUGGUCAACAUAGAAGCUUUUUUUAAUGAUACACCUGAAAAGAAUGUUAUGCUGUAUGACAUUGAUUGUGAACCUGGAAACCAGAUAGAAACUAUAAUGGUUAUAGAUGAUAAAUCCCCAGUAAGUGAAGUGUAUAUUCAAGAUAAUCCAGAUCUCAUAACAAAUAUGGUACCCUUGUCAACAGUGAUAUCCCAAGAGGAACAAGAAGAAGUUGUAACUAUUGAGUCACCCCAAAAUAAUAACAUGUUUUCAGCUACAGUAAGGAAGUUUAUGUGUGAUGCACCUAAUUGUAAAAAGGAAUUUAGGAGUGAACAAAAGCUGCAGGAACAUAAAAAAAUUCAUAAUGAAGAUGGCACCAUUAAACCUGCUCGGCAAGUGACAGUCGAAUGUCCUGUAAAAAAACUUGCAUCUGAUGGAACAGAGGUACCUUGUGGAAGGGUAUUUCUUGUGCGACAUUUGUUGCUCAAACAUUUAAAUGAAGAUCAUAAACCUGAAGAUGCUAGUUAUGGGUGCGAUGUGUGCGCGCGUCGUUUCUUCUGGGCAUCGGGACUGGGUAGGCACGCGCGCGUGCACUGCAGCCGGGGAGCAUCGCCGCCGGCGCUGGUGUGCGGGUGGAGCGGGUGCGGGCGAGUGUUCCGCCUGCCGUGCCGCCUGCGCGAGCAUGCGCGUGCGCAUACCGGCGACCGCCCCUACCGCUGCCAGUACCCGAAUUGCGAGUGGUCGUUCCGUUCGGCGAGCAAGCUGGAGCGUCACGCGCGCCGGCACACGGGCGAGCGGCGGCACGCGUGCGAGCUGUGCGCGCGCGCCUUCCUGCGCCGCGAGCACCUGCGCGACCACCACGCACGACACCACGCGCCGCGCCGCCGCCCGCACGCCUGCACUCACCCCGGUCAGUGUGUAUGUUCCGCGCACCACCACCUGGAGCGCCACGCGCGCCGGCACACGGGCGAGCGGCGGGACGCGUGCGAGCUGUGCGCGCGCACCUUCCUGCGCCGCGAGCACCUGCGCGACCACCACGCACGACACCACGCGCCGCACCGUCGCCCGCACGCCUGCACUCACCCCGGUCAGUGUGUAGGUUCCGCGCACCACCACCUGGAGCGCCACGCGCGCCGGCACACGGGCGAGCGGCGGGACGCGUGCGAGCUGUGCGCGCGCACCUUCCUGCGCCGCGAGCACCUGCGCGACCACCACGCACGACACCACGCGCCGCACCGUCGCCCGCACGCCUGCACUCACCCCGGUCAGUGUGUAGGUUCCGCGCACCACCACCUGGAGCGCCACGCGCGCCGGCACACGGGCGAGCGGCGGGACGCGUGCGAGCUGUGCGCGCGCACCUUCCUGCGCCGCGAGCACCUGCGCGACCACCACGCACGACACCUCGCGCCGCCCCGCCGCCCGCACGCCUGCACCCACCCCGGUCAGUGUGUAUGUUCCACGCACCACCACCUGGAGCGCCACGCGCGCCGGCACACGGGCGAGCGGCGGGACGCGUGCGAGCUGUGCGCGCGCGUCUUCCUGCGCCGCGAGCACUUGCGCGACCACCACGCACGACACCACGCGCCGCGCCGCCGUCCGCACGCCUGCACCCACCCCGGUCAGUGUGUAUGUUCUGCGCACCACCACCUGGAGCGCCACGCGCGCUGGCACACGGGCGAGCGGCGGGACGCGUGCGAGCUGUGCGCGCGCGCCUUCCUGCGCCGCGAGCACCUGCGCGACCACCACGCACGACACCACGCGCCGCGCCGCCGCCCGCACGCCUGCACCCACCCCGGUUGCGAGCAAACAUUCAACAACAUGAGCACUCUGUACAUGCAUCUGAAGAAGGUUCACCGAAGUAAAGAUGUUAAUGUAUCGGAAACUGCUACUACCGGGUCGGUUUCUCUCCCACAAUUGCAAGAGGAGAAUGGCACGUUCCUGGUUAACCUGGUUUCGAGUUCGGCUUUAGUGCGCGAUUCGACGGAAGCGGGGUUGUCUGUAGAGGCUGGGGUAAAAGAAAUUGUGGAUGGGGUAGAAGUUAACAGUGUGUGUGGUGCAGAAACGAGUGCCAGCGGGGUAGAAAUGAGUGUGGAUAUAAUAGAACAAGGGAGUGGGGUUAACAGAAGCGAAUGGCGAGCAGCUAGGACGCAUUGUACGUGGCCGCUGUCCAGAACUAAUCCAACAAGUCCUGCCCCUGAAGCUCACCUCGACGACGACUACGUUGUGAGUUUCGUAGAGCAAACAGAGAACUCUGACAGCAACAUAUAUACUGUUAGAAGCGAUCUGUUCCUCCAUGGGAACAUAAUGAUAAAUGAUGACAACGAGCAGCCCGCAAGUGCUGUGGGUGGCACCAACGACGCGUUGGAGACAGACCUUGGUAUGCUCGACGCACACCCAACCGGCGAUCUCAUGCAGGAGGAGCUGAUGUAUACAGACGUGGCGGCCGAUGAGUCUUCCUUCCGAAUAUUUCUGCUCAGCGGUGAGGAACUCACUUAAAAAUAACAAUUCAACGAUAUACAAAUCAAAGGAUAGUGGAUACACUUUUACCACGUAGAUAUAAUUAUUAUUAUUACUGAACUUAAGAGCUGUCACGUAGUUGUUAUUAUUACUGAACUUAAGAGCUGUCACUUUCGAAUUGUCCACCUCAGUCCUUGAUUAACUAACACAAUUAUCAGCUAAUCAGCGAGCUUAUCCAGAAUAAUUGGCAGUGCCAUAAUUUGGACUUAAUGUGUUCUUAUUUAAUAUACUUAUUACUUUGAAAUUUUGAACGCUGCGUUGUAAUCACUCCUGUCCAGCGCUUUAAUAAUGAGUGAUUGAGUUUCUGUCUCGUGUUCAUACAAUAUGAAUUGGAUCGGGUUAUCAUUUUGUGCAAUUGAAUACAAAACAAACAUUACUACAUUAUUGAGUCCGCAGUACAGCGUUAUGAACUUGAAUACUUAACUGUAAGCUAGCUAGAUAUUAUUAAAAUCGUUGUCACAUUACUAAAUUAAUGCCAAAAUAUUAAGCUGUUUAAUAGCAUUAUUUUUAAGCUUAUGUGAAUGCUUAUCGUCGAGAUUUGCGAGUUUACGGAUAUUAUUAAGAAAUAAAGAGGGUAAGGUGGCAAAACAAUAUGUAUUAAAAACAUUAUCAUUAGACAGUUAUCUCAACCUGGUGAGAGUGCGAGUGAUUAGGUCGUAUUUAUUAUACCAAAAAUAAUGGCAGACCCAAAAAAAAAAUAUAUAAGCAAGGAUAUAAUAUCAAGUUAAACCUUAUACAACAACAGAUUACCGUUUAUUUAAUCGUUAAGCAUUUUGACUGUUACUAAAUAUCAUUGGGUUGGAAAUUCAAUUUCAGUUUUAUAUAUCCAUAAAAAUAGCUUGGCCGUGCGUGACACAUUUCAAUCUGUGCAAGAAAAUUACCAAUUAACCUGAAAAUUAAUGGUAAUAUAAAUCGGAAGAGAUUUUUUUUAGAUUGACUUAAAUGUACAAAUAAUAUAACAUGAUACCGUACUAUUUAAAUCGUUAAGUUUGAAACUCGUUGGUUACAGGUUAAUUAUAAGAAUAAUCGAGAGACCGUGAUAAUUAUCUAUUCAUAAUAGGGGAAAGUGUAGACACUUUAACGUUGAUUCGUUAGUAAGCCGUGCCGUGCCGCGAGUGCUGAACGAAUUUAAAUUUGAUACAAACGUAAGUAUUUAUACGCGGAACUGAAGUUAGACGAAUUAAUUAAAGUAGCUGUUUUCUGGUGUAUUGAUAAGUGAACACAAAGGAUUCAUCGCAUAAGACACAUGAUUCAGUCGUUGUAUCCUUUAUGUGAGAACCUCUAAGUACGUUUAGAGUAAAGGAAUUAACCUUAAUCUUAUUAAUGGUUCCGGCUGUGUGUUUUCAGUGGCCUUUGAUGAUGUUGUAGUUAAUAUUAAUAAGGCAGAAAAUGUUUAAGUAUUAUUCUAUUCUUUGGUGCUUCUUAUUUUCGUAAUUCUGAUUUAGGCAAAAUAGUUUUCAAGUCAAUAAGCACAUAGACUACCAAUAAAUGGAUAAAGUGUCGAAUUCCGCUCUCCUAAAUGAGACUUAAUUUGAAAACGUUAGAUCCUUUGACGACUUGGUAAAAUCAUCACGUAUUUGCAUAAAUAAUUAAAUAAUCGAACCGUUUUCAACUGCUUAAAUAUUCCUGAUAUAUGAAUAUGUUCCAGUGAUAAUAAAAAUAGUUUCAUCAGGUUAAAUCGCAAGCAUUUAGAUAAAUUUUGUCGAGUUUAUAACCUUAAAUUAGUUUAUUUAGGUGCACUACUAGCACCAAUUUUGCUAAGGUCCACUUGCACUCAUAGAAAAAUGACAAUGUGACAGUAUUGUAUUGGCUAAAUAUAGUUUGUUAAAUUGUCAUAAUCACGCAUUUGAAAGGAAAGCUCAAAUUAUCAUUAAUAUUUUAAUACCUAUUAUUAUUUAACGUGGUUGUCUCAAUUUCGUGACGUAUUUCAUUAUAUUGUCGUGCUAACAGGAUCAACUUAGGAUUACGCUAAAAAGUAAAAGGACAAGAACAGACUAACAACUUUCUAAACCUAGCCAUGAAUUUAACGAGGAUGGACUGGAUGUUACAAUUACAAACUUAUCUAGUGUAUUAUAAAAAUAGCUGACUGAGCCCGAGACUCGUCACUUAUAUAGAUACUAGCAAACCAGUGAACCAAAUGUUUAUCAAAACCUGAUUUCUCGAAAACCGGGAGUGCUACGUUACUCAAAUCUGGUUUGUAGUCUUAUCAGACUAUUCUUAACUUAUAACUUAAAUAUUCUCUUUAUCUAUCUCUUACGGUUUGGCCGCUGAAACAGCACCACAGACGGACGGACUUGUCUAAUAGAUAAGAGAUAUUUCGCAAUAACUUUGUUAUGUCAAAAUAUUGUCUGGACAUGUAACUGUGAAUACGAAGCUUGAUCUAAUAUGACUUUAUAGAUGUAACUAAACGUUUUUAUAGUAUGAGAGCAAUUUAACUUUAUCGCGCGCAUAUAUUUCGAGCGCAACAUACAAUCAGCCAAUUUGAUUCCUGACCCACCAUAAGCUUAUUUUGUUAAGACCAUUUCGAAACAAUAACAUUAUUUUAUUUUCUAAACAAUUAUAUUCGACGUGACGGAUUUAGCCGCCUUCCUGUGGCAUAAUUUUGACAAUAAAUUAUUUGGAGUUUUGCCCAUGGACUAAGGAUUUCCCUAUUAGUAUAGCAACGUUUUUUAUAAUGUCAAGAAAUCCAAAGAGUAUCUGUUACAUUUACGAUUUUAAAACAUAGAGGUAUAAGAAUAGAGUGGGGAAGGCGGCUCUAAAAGUGUCCGUCUAGUAGAAAGAGAAAGAAGAUGAGAGACGGCUAGCCUUUCUCCUCUAAUUGCGAAUUCGCAUUGGAUGAAAAACCUACGGAUGAAUACCGACCAAUCACGACUGCGCAGCGUCACAAGGGAGAGAGAUAGCUAGCCGUCCCUCAUCUUCUUUCUCUUUCUACUAGACGGACACUUCCACUAGCAGUAGAGUACAUAUCUCCCCUACUCUAUUCAUAUAGCUCUAUGUUUUAAAAGUGAUUUCGAAAUUCAAACUACUAUUCCAAUUUUAUCUACAACAUUGUCUAUUUCAUUGAAAAUAAAGGCCAAAUUUCAAAUAUCUUUUCAAUAAUUGUUAACAUAGUUUCCUUGUUAUUAGAAGGUCCUAAGUGCGCAAUUAAGCAUUAUCUACAAUAGAAAACUUGUUUCUUUUGAUAUUUUGAAGCGAAUAAUCGGGCAAGUGGGUGACGAAUCAGUUGUUCGGGCGUACUAUUGUACAAAUAGCCACACGACAUGUUUCCAUAAACUGUCUAAACUUCUCAAAACAGAAUAGAAUUUAAUAUCACCAAUAUAAAGCUCAGUUAUUUGGAUACAUUUGAUGUGCGUUGUUACGCGGGUAGUGCUAUUGCUUAGCCUGACUAUGGCUUAAAAUCAGUGAUCUCUGUAAAAAUGUUAGGAUGUGUAAGUUAGGUAAGUACUAUAUUCGACCACUGUAGCUUAAUUAAGAUAAUUAUAUUAUGAUGUGAUGUAUUGAUGUACAAUGAAAAUAUUCAAUGUAGCAGGUAAGAUGUUAUUAAUAUAGAUUACUUAGGUUGAUUUGUUACUUGGAUGUUUGUUUUUAUGAUGUUAACGUAUGACUGUUCAAGGAUUGUUUUUCGUCUGCUCAUUGUUUUCGAGCUCUUCGCCGAUUAAGUAAAUAAAAUGCCUCCAUUAUUUAUCACAAAAGAGCUUAUUAAAAAUAUUUAAACUUAGUUUUUUUUCUUUAAUCGUUAAUACUAACUUUCCCGUGACUUAUAUAUCUUACCACGCUUAUCUUGUAUGUUAUAAAUACCUAGACAAAUAAGAACUUGUGUAAAGACUCCUUUACUGAUUAAGUGGAAAUGUCAUUUGUUAGUAAACUUAGUAUAUGGCAAUAUAAUUAUAGUGUCUGUUCCAAGUAAUAUUCUAAGGAAUAGUUUAAUUAUUAAAGUAAAUUUUUAUUUGUAUAUUACGACAUGAAUCUCGAUUUGAUCGAUGAUAUUUUAAGAAUCAAUUUAUACUUAAUUUUGCAGCAACUGACACAUUUACUUUUAAAUUAUUUUAUGUUUUAUCUUCAUUACAGAAUCUAUUGUAUUGCUUGAAGGACUAGCUCUUCGGCGUAGUUAUUUGACGUUGCGACCAGAGGCCUAACCACGAACUUUGACAGAUCCGUUAUCGUAUCGUCAUGGUCAAAGGACAUUGGGCAAAAAUGUAUGGACGGUUAAAACUACAUUUGUUUGGAAGGUAUUAUAGUCAUGAUCAUCUGUGCCAAAGCGCAUCAAAUUUCAUCCCGGGGGUCUUUAGUUAUUUUAAGUUAAAUGUGUACAAGUACUAUAACAUAACGAACGAACAUAAUGAAACAAGGGAAUUAAUUUAGUUAGUUAGUUCGACUCUACAUAGGGUGCUCACUAAUUAUAGGAGUACUUCACAAGGUGCAAGGGUGCCCCCUUAUGUUAUUCUGCCGCGCUAGAGUAAAUCCAAACAUCCCCGCAUGGGUUGGGUUUUUUUAAACAUUCUGUACGUUAUAGUAAGUCUUCUAUGUAAAACGGAGCGACCACAGAUUACACAAACUUGUCCACGCUUCGGAUAACACAUGAUUCCAGUUCAUCCAUCUUAAUUGACAAAACCGAUAAUCGUGUUCCAAUAUCCAAAGCGUGUUAGAUAAAAAUCAAUCAAGUACCCUGCUACUUACUAAGCGCACAAUCACAACGAAGUAAGACGAGUCGACUAUUUGCAACUGCAAGUCCUUCGUCAUCCGUAAACCGUUUUGAAAUAUCUCAGUAAGAGCAAGCGCAGGAUGGUCGGCAGGCUUUGUCGUAUAUCUGGUUGUAUAGUACGAUAUGGCAUAUUAUUAUGAUUAGUAAUAAUUUUAAAUGAAGGUACUAUAAAAUGAAUUUAUUCAGCUACUUAAAUAUGCCCAUGUGUCAUAUCUAUUGACUACCAGGAUAUUUUUGACUCCCAGGAUAUUUUUUACAGUGUCAUAUCUUUUGACUCCCAGGAUAUUUAUUUUCGGUGUUAUAAUAAAAAAAAGGCUAGUUUUUCAAAGAUCUAUCGAUUCAUACUAAUUACAUUGUUGGCGGAGCUGGGUGCGUUUUGCCCAUUGUCCAAAUUGUAUGUAAGGAGCCAGUUUGUUCUUACGCCCUGUAGAGGCGUUGCUUAGUUUUCAUUGAAAAUAACGAUACUGUACGGUUCCGGGCCUGCCUAAAAUUCGUGUUUGGGCCUCAAUCCAUGUGACGUAGGCUUAGAUUAAAACAAAAAGGGAAGAUACGGUACGCUCAUACUAGCAUCAAAUAAAAUAUGAUCCGACUCAACUACAUAAGCAACUCUCACACACGCACACGUCUCACGUGAUUUUUGAGAAAAAAAUGUUAUUACAGUUUUACGAAUGAAAAGUGUUGCCGAGACAUUUGUUAUUUGAUUUUGAACUAUGUAUUUGUGUUCCUGAUAAAAGCAUCGAAGGCUUUGUUUUGUCUUUAUAACACAGAAUAUACGCAAUAUUGUUGUAUUGAGUACAAAUGCAGCGUGUUUGAAUGUCCAAUUGUGACUUAUGCGAAUUAUGCUCAUGCAACUUUUGAGCCGCGAGUGCCAUAUCUUCCCUUUUUGUUUUAAUUUAAGGACAUAGGUAGGUAGUUUUUCAAGCGAUACCAUACAUUUCGUAUUGAAGAUAAAGCCUAUAAUGAUGUGUCGUGCAGCCUUUUGCUGAUUUGCUGCCACUUCGGCUACAGUGUAAUCCGACUAUAAUGACAGAUUUUUUUCAGUUCUUUAAUACAACUUAUCUGUCGACCGAAAACCGUAACACUAAAAAAGCAAGAGUAAAAAAAAACAAUGUGUUAAUACCAGACGUAUAAUAAUAUAAUAAAUGUUACAACGAAUACCUGUCCCAGUGUAUUGGUUGGAGAAAGUCUUACGAUUUCAUUGUUAGCAAAAACAUUGAUAUACGUUUCAUUCUGCGCAAGUCAUGUUUUUAUUACAUCUUAGUAAAUAUAUUUUAUUAUAUUAAGAGCAUCACGAGCCAACACCGUGGAUUAAAUACUCUUAAUGCUAUCACAAUUUAUUAACGCCUACUUAGUAGUUUCUAUCUGGUUGGUUAUAACUGUUUCUUUCGGUAUUUUCUAUUUUUGAUAUUUUGGCAUAACACACGCAAAUCCUUAAUUAUUUGCUUUACCCUUGAAGCGCUUGAAAUUCGUAAUGGCAAAUGGUAGCAUUUCUUACAGUUUCUACGGCUAUUCAGAAUUAUUGGUCAAAACGUAAAGGCGUUUGACACUGCCUAUAACAAAUCGGUUAUAAUGAUACUAUGUAACGCAAGCUACACCAAAAGUGAAGCAAUGUACGAUUUGCUCCGCUCGUGUCUUUUUUAAUAGUUUAGCCACCCUAAGGCGAUUGAUCGCAGUAUGAACGUAAAAAAUUGCUAAAAAUGUAAGGUCAGUCGGAUCAGCUUAUUAUAGCUUUUCAUUUUGUUUCUAUAGUAGAAAAAAAAUGCUCCAUUCUCUAUUUUUCCAUCCUCCAUUUAACUUUACUGUCGCGUUUGCGUUCACGUCAAAAUUAGUGUGGAAAAAUGUAUGACGCCGUCUAGUGGUACGUAAAUGAAGUUAUUUUCUUCAUAUUUAUUUCGACGUAAACGCAAACUUGAUAGUAAAGUUAAAUCGAAGCGCAACACAAUGUAAACAUUUUUUCAUUUUUAUUCUACAAUAAUAACAAAAUAGAAAGCUAUAAUAAGCUGAUCCGGUUGACGUUACUUUUUUAAGAUUUCCAUUUUUUUAUUUUUUACAUGCAUACUGCGAUCAAUCGCCUUAGGGUGGCUAAACUAUUAAAACGACAUGAAUGGAACAAAACGUACGUACUCCGGCCUCUGGUCUGUGAGCACUUACUACGUUACGAAUACAGAGGCCCAAAGUACGAACUUUGACAGCUCUGUAGGUAAUCGUAUUGCAUUAUCAAAGUUUCUAUUAAAACUAAGCAGCGCCCACCCCACGUAAGAACAAACUGGCUACUUCCAUACAAAAUUUGACGAUGACGAUACGAUAACGGUCAAAGUUCGUGAUCAUAAAAUACGUAAGUCUUGUCAUGUUCAUAAGCUUGUUGAGAAAAUUUGUUUAUCGAAUAUUUAUUCAUUGGUUUUAUCCAUUGGAGGUAAAUGUAAAAAGAAAACUAUAUUAAAGCUGACUGAAUAAGUUCGUAAGUGUUUUAUGUACAGUUUUUUUUAUGAAAUGCCUUUUCUAAAUCAAUUAAUACAUAUUGCUAAUUAACGUUCGUUAGUGUUCAAUCGUAUACCGUUUCAUGUUCAGAAAAAUUCUUCAAUUAAAGCAAAUAUAAAAAACUAUUUGUUCUUAAUGUAUAAACAAGGGCAUACGAAGACUACUAAGGCUUUAAUAAUUAAUUAUAAUAUAUAUGUAUAGCAAAUAUUUACACUUAUUUAAAUUAUAUAUUUCGUACCUAUCCAGGUCAAGAGAGUUUUAGAGUUGUGUACGAUAAUUUUAUGGCCCCAUGUGAUGUGUUGCUUUUAAUUAUUAAUAUUAAGAAUAAUUAAGUUUAAGUAAUACCAAUAUAGUUUAGGUCAUGUCCGUUGUUAAAACUUUUAUUUUGUAUUUUUCGCAAUAUGCUUUUGGUAGUCGUGGACUGACGGCCCUGCCUUAAUAUUCGGACAUGUUUAAAGUUAAGGACUUAUUUAGUUUUUAAUUAUCUUUAACUCAAUUAAAUCUAUAAAAGAGAAGUUCUAUAUUUUUGGAAACACGUGAUAAAUGGUUAAGACGGCUUAUUUUUUGAGACUGUUGUCCAAAUUUGUAAUCAUGAAAUCAUUUGGUUACAAGUACCUAUACCUGUCGGUAGAUAUAUGUAUUUCAAAAUUUAUUUUAUAAAUUGAAAUUUUUAUUUUGGUUAUUGCUGUUUUGUUAAAAUAUUUGGAAAUGCUUGGCGGCAUGUCGUCAUUUUGUACUGUACAGGCAUACUAAGUCAGUUAUUAUUUAAUCACAUAUCAUAAUUAUUAUUGUAGUUUGUUUGUUAUUACUUUAAUCAUUUAUAUUAAUUGGUUGCUUUGUGUUUGAAUAAAGAUGUGCUAUAUAAACAAUAAAUGUUCUAGAUAAUCGCAAGUUGUCCGUUUCAUUUAAGCGACUAGAUAUUAUGCAUUUCUAUUCCUUUUUACAUUUCCUAUAUAUUAAAAAUCCUGCUUA